Fraxinus pennsylvanica is the source of this 519-nucleotide messenger RNA. NCBI's taxonomy places the organism in Eukaryota, Viridiplantae, Streptophyta, Magnoliopsida, Lamiales, Oleaceae. The record is from the annotation of a GenBank genome assembly.
AUGGCAAUCGGAAAGUUCAAUUCUUUCUCAUUUUUUCUACUAGCCAUCGUCGCUUCUAUUUUCACCCAACAUGCUAGCGCAACAUCAAUUGAUGCUAGCUCUUUGUGCAAAAGCUCGAAGGACAAGGACCUUUGCGCGACCAUGGUCAAUGGAGCAACUAAUUGGCACGACGCCAUUGGAAAUGCCAUUAAUGCAACAUUAUCCGUUGCUAAUGAACUUCAAUCGAAGAGUGGCUUCGUUGCAGCAUCAAUAGCUAAUUUGCCACCUUCGAUUAAAGAAACAUGUAAGGAAUCUUUCCAGACGACGUCUGAUAUGCUUCACGAAGGACUGGAACACCUUGCAGCCGGAGACAACAGCUCAUUGCACACCAAAUUAAGUGCGGCAUUAGACACUGAGUGUACUGAUGAACUUUCAGAUCAUGGUGUUGCUUCACCAAUUGCCAAUAUGAUUGAAGAUCUUCAUAAAAAAGUGUCAGUCUGCUUGGCGAUAAUGAUACAGAAUGAGAACGUCACUGCAUAA